UGGAAGAGAUUUUUGAAAAGAUAUCGAUAAAUAAAAAUUAGAUAUCCAGUUGCCACGUACAUAUCUAGUGACACAACAGUAUCUCAAGAGAAAAAUGAAGAGAACGUUAUUUGUUAUCGAGCAAGUAUAUAUAAGCCGACGUAACUGACGUGACUAACUCAGUUAUAAUUGGGAAUGGUUGGGAAUGGUGUAACAAACAAAAUACAGCCGUUGGAACGAAGCACGAUGCGUUCUUCGGUGAUACUACUGCUAUUCGCCGCGUUCGGUGCAUUAACUUGCGCAAGCAAACCCGAGGAUGCAUACGCAGGCAUUGCAAUGCCCAUCAAGAACGGCGUUCUUGAAUUGAACGUAAUUAAUAACGUCAUAGUUCUCAACCUUAUAAAAAGGGAUGGCGAGAAAAUGGUUAAUACUCUUCACACGAAGAUUCCAGGACACCAGGAUACGCUGAAUCUUAAGAUACAGCAAAAUUGCGGCAGUCGUGACAGAGUUUGCAUAAACAGCGGCGACGCCUAUCAAGUUAUCAUAUCUGUUUCUAAGGACGGUGAAAUCGUCAACGUAAAGCGUGUGGUUGCCAAUCCGCUCGCCGAACUCAUCGACUGCUAUCAGUUCACCGAGGGCACACAAUGGUUCGGUGGGCCAGAAUUUCGGUAUCAGCACUGGCCGGUGCAACACAUGUACUACGAGGAAGAACCCUAUCUGCCGACGCAUCCGGAAAACAUGGCACUGGCUGAGCGUUACUGGCUAUCCAGCAAAGGUGUCUAUCUCUACGUAAACGAGACGAACCCGCUAUUCCUCGACCAGAAUAACUAUAAAGACAAGAACUUGUGCCUGAUCGCCAAGAACAAGGCGCCCUAUCCACACCGUGCCUCCAUUGAGCUUGAUUACGAGCUUGGCAUCUUUGCGGAUCCCAAGGCCGCUCAUCUACAUGUAGUGCGCACUCAUUUAGGCAAGCCGACAGGUCAUCCCAAUGAACGGAUGAUCCGCCAUCCUAUAUGGUCCACUUGGGCCAGAUAUAAAGCCAACGUCACUGAGGAAGUGGUGGAGUCGUAUGCGGACGAGAUCAUCGCCAACAAGUUCAACAACAGUCAGGUCGAGAUCGACGACAACUGGGAGACCUGCUACGGCUCCGCCGAGUUCAAUCCCGUCAAAUUUCCCAAUGUCACCGCGCUUACGCAACGGCUGAAGGAUAAGGGCUUCCGCGUCACUCUGUGGAUACAUCCGUUCAUUAAUCGAGGCUGCGAACCCGCCUAUUCCACGGCGCUUAACAACUCGUACUUCGUGAAAAGCAUUGAUGGACGCGUCCAGAUGUCAUGGUGGCAAGGCGCAGACUCAGCCACGAUUGACUUCACGAAUCCAGAAGCGACAAAGUGGUGGACAGACCGAUUGAAGCGAAUCGAGCAACUCGGCAUUGACAGCUUCAAGUUUGACGCAGGCGAAGUCUCCUGGUUACCACAAGUGCCGACGUUGAGCGGCUCGCUUGCCGAGCAGCCGGGAAUAUUCACGCACGACUAUGUCCGGACGCUUGCGGCUAAUUUCGACAACAAUAUCGAGGUGCGGGUGGGAUGGCUCAGCCAGGAUUUACCGAUAUUCGUCCGUAUGAUUGAUAAGGACACCAGGUGGACGUGGAACAACGGUCUGCCCACGCUGAUCACAACGCUGCUGCAGAUGAAUCUAAACGGAUAUGUCCACGUGUUGCCGGACAUGAUUGGUGGCAAUGGUUACCUAGAUGGCUCGCUCAACGGUACGGAAUAUCCGUCUAAGCAGCUGUUCAUCAGAUGGCUGCAGGCUAACGUCUUCAUGCCGUCAUUGCAAUACUCCUUCACGCCGUGGGAUUACGACAGUGAAACCAUCGCUAUUUGCAGAAAGUAUACUGAUUUGCACGCUAAUCAAACAUCAGCAAUUCUAAGCGCGAUGCAGCAGGCAAUCACUGAGGGCACACCUGUAAAUCCACCUAUUUGGUGGGUCGAUCCAACCAAUAGAGAAGCUCAUAAAAUUAAUGACGAAUAUCUUCUUGGAGAUUCUAUACUGGUAGCUCCAGUGAUCGAAGAGGAUGCCAUCACUCGCGAUAUCUAUCUACCUGCGGGAAGGUGGCGUGACAUGAAUCGACAGACAGUCCACGUCGGACCGAAAUGGCUAACAAACUAUCCUGCUCCUUUAGACGUACUUCCAUAUUUCGUGAAAGAAAAAAAUUGGCUCCAUGGUUAAAGAUUUACUAACAAAAUAUUUAUUUGUACAACUGUAUAAAAAUUGUCUUGUAUAAUUAUUUCAUAAGAAGUUUCAUUCCGAAUUCAUGUAUCUGCUUUUUUCCGGAGCUUCUAAUUGUUUCUGUUGUAAAAUUUUUAAAAUAUUGGAAUAAAUUUGCUACCUACUUACCAAUAAG
Molecule: messenger RNA, 2380 nt
Organism: Linepithema humile (Argentine ant)
Lineage: Eukaryota; Metazoa; Arthropoda; Insecta; Hymenoptera; Formicidae
Gene: tobi
Product: target of brain insulin
Biological process (GO): carbohydrate metabolic process
Molecular function (GO): hydrolase activity, hydrolyzing O-glycosyl compounds
Source: RefSeq, a predicted model, not a curated record